AUGUCAGAGACCCUGAUAACAGGCCACACGUCAGAGGAUCUAUUGACUGUCUUUGAAACUGUGCUUAACUCUGGAGGUGUCGGUUCGAGUCAAGACCACCAGAUAGUCAUCAUCACCAGCCCCAGCAAUGAGGGGAUCCACCCGGAUGGUGCCCCGUCCAGCACGGGAGAAAUCCUGCUGUUUGCCACCCCGCAGGGGUCUGCUGAUGUGGCCUUGGAAGACAAGAGAAAGCCGGUUCUGGGAAGACCCUCGGUUAAGAGGAAGUUGGACCUGGACAGUGACCAUCAGUACGUUAGCACGACACGGCCAUCUUCAGGAUAUGCGCCACCUUCCACUCCUGCCCCUCCUAGAGUUCCUCGAGCCAUUACGGAGAAGUCUCGCUAUGACACCUCAUUGAACCUUACCACCAAGCGCUUUCUGGACCUCCUGUCUCAGUCAGCUGAUGGUGUGGUAGACCUCAACUGGGCCUCGCAGGUCCUGGAUGUCCAGAAGCGACGCCUUUACGACAUUACCAAUGUUCUGGAAGGGAUCCAGCUCAUUUCCAAAAAGUCCAAGAACCACAUCCAGUGGCUCGGGAGCCGUGUCGAUGGGGCCUCUGUCGCCCUCCACCAGGAGCUGCGGAUGGAGGUGUGCCAACUCACUGCCGCUGAGGAGCAGCUGGACAAGCUCAUCUCCAGAUGCAAUCUCCAGCUGAGGUUGCUCACAGAGGAGCCACAGAGCAAAAGAUUGGGCUACGUGCUCUGUCAGGACUUGAGGACGUCAUUUGACUCCCCAGACCAGUUAGUCAUGGUGAUCAGAGCUCCACCAGAGACCCAAAUGCAAGUCACGGACCCCAGCGAGGGGUACCAGGUUUCGCUGAAGAGCACGCGUGGUCCCAUUGAUGUCUUCCUCUGCCCGGAUAACACCUCUGGUGUUUGCAGCCCCGUGACGGGAAGUAGUCCCUCAAAAACGAGCGCCGACCCCAGCUGUUUGACACCAAGCAAGGACAGGCGCUUUGCAGCGGCUUUGCAAGUGGCUUUAUCUUCCCCUGUGUCUACGUCGUCCACGGUGACUGCAGCCUCUCAGCCAGAAUGUGCGUCGCUGUUGUUAGGUGGUGAAACAGAAUCCCUUAUGGGUGUAGACCCAUUCUCAGGCCUGGAUGACAUGGCUGAUUUCGACUUCUCUACGGACUUCCUUCACGGAGAGAGUUUCCCUCUCCCAUUGGACGGUUUCAUCAAUGUAUCCCCCCCUCACAGCCCGGACUACCACUUCGGCCUGGAGGACGACACGGGGGUCUCUGAACUCUUCGACUGUGACUUCGGUGACCUGUCAAAGGUUUUGGGGGAGAGUUAG
Messenger RNA from Nerophis lumbriciformis (worm pipefish), 1332 nucleotides. Lineage: Eukaryota; Metazoa; Chordata; Actinopteri; Syngnathiformes; Syngnathidae. The record is from RefSeq and is a predicted model, not a curated record.